This is a messenger RNA of Drepanopeziza brunnea f. sp. 'multigermtubi' MB_m1, 879 nucleotides long. The record is from RefSeq and is a predicted model, not a curated record. Lineage: Eukaryota; Fungi; Ascomycota; Leotiomycetes; Helotiales; Drepanopezizaceae.
AUGUCCGACAGUCACGGCAGCACCCAGGCCGUCAAAUCAGUUGCAGAAGGUGCUCAUAAACCUCGGUACAAGCAUGGCAGAACGAGGGCAAACUCCUGGUUCAAAGCCUCCGUCACCAUCCUCUUCCACAACAUCAUAUGGGCGCAGAAGCAACUACGUGGCAGCAUCAAAUACAAGCAGCCGGCUGUCUUCGUCGCCUACAACGAGCGUCGAGGAAGGUCCAAUGGACCCUCCGCAGCGCGUCAACAAGGCGCUAUACGUGCCACAAACCUCCUUGCUCCCACCUCCACUCCAAUUCCGAAAAAGAAAUCUCAGCUUAGAAAUUCGAAGCGCAAGCAGGAACGCAUCACAGGCAAAGAAUCGGAUCCAGCGGCUUCACCUGCCGUUAUCCCGCAACUGAGGCGUCGCCCACCAACCCAGGAAGACUAUGUCUCCGUCCGACCUGAAUCGAGCUAUCUUCAUUUUAAAAAUAGUCUAACGAUGGCGAGCAUUUCGGGCUAUAUCGAUACGGAAAGAGGGCCGGUUCCCAUAACCGCGAACUUGGACCCAGAAUUCCCUCAGAAUCUGAUCUCUGUCGCAUGCGUGGCUCGUCUCGGUCUGGUCAUCGAGUCGCACGGUACCGGCGAUGAUGGAGGAACCCAAGAGGUGAUGAUCGAUUUUGGGAGAGGCGAAAAGAGCAAGAGUAGUGGGCAGGUGGUUUUUCGGUGGAGUGCAGGUGUAUCUUCGCAUAGGAUACCGUUCAACGUUACGUGCCUGGUGUAUGAGCAUAAUAUUCGGAGUCUGGUCCUCGGACAGCCGUUUGUUGAAAAGAGGCAGCAUUACUGGAAUGGUGGCGAGGAUGGGGUGGGGACCGAGAAUGGACGUGAUAGAUGGAGAUGA